This is a messenger RNA of Stomoxys calcitrans (stable fly), 1612 nucleotides long. It is a transcript of the gene Cluap1, whose product is annotated as clusterin-associated protein 1. Bases 80 to 1489 code for a protein of 469 amino acids. The transcript has 3 exons. Lineage: Eukaryota; Metazoa; Arthropoda; Insecta; Diptera; Muscidae. Gene Ontology annotation, biological process: cilium assembly. Gene Ontology annotation, cellular component: cilium; intraciliary transport particle B; centrosome. The record is from RefSeq and is a predicted model, not a curated record.
UCGUCCAAAUACUCGAAGGAAGUGGUCAAAACUCAAAGGAAAAGAAAAAAAUCAAUUUUUAUAAGCAAUUCUGAAGAAAAUGUCCUUCAAGGAGGUGAGAGAUUUAGCUGAACAUUUAAAGCUGCUGGGUUAUCCUCAUACAUUUCCCUUGCAAGCCUUAUCCUCCAAUUUUGGUUGCUUGGCCUCCUUCUAUGUGGUGGCCGAGGUGCUGCAAUGGUUGGCCGGCCUUUUGGAGCCGGGAGCCAUAUUACCAGGAGGUAUAAACACACAGGAGGAACGAGUGCUGCUGAUACGUUCGGCCACCGAAUUCUUUGUCACAAAAUCAGCCAUUAAAUUGAAUCCCCGCAAGCUUUAUGCAGCCUCUGCAGUAACGGCAGGGGAAUUGCAGAAAAUCACUCGCCUUUUGAUAGCGCCCAGUGCCAAUGAGGAUAACCAGGAAGAAGAGGAUAAUUAUCGCAGUUUAAAUCAAGUGGACAUUGGUGAUAAAAUCGAGGAUUUGCGUAGAGCUCGAGAGCUAUCAUCGGAUUUAACACAAAGGGGAGCCACCCUUCAUGAGCUGUUACAAAAGGAAAUGAACAACAAGGAGGCCAGAUUGGCCCAGGCAAAUCGACCCAUGGAAUUGGCGUCUGUGGAGAGGACGCUUAAAAAUGCAGUGGCCUCUUCGCAGCUUAAACUGCAAGCGAAUAAGGCACAACUGGAAAAUGCGCGUGUCGAGCUCAAUGCCUUGCAAUCGAAGCUACAAAGAAAGAAGGCCGAAUUGGAGAGAACCAAACAACGUUUGGAGGCUUUGCAGAAAAUACGUCCCGCUCAUAUGCAGGAGUUCGAGGAGUAUGAAAAAGAAUUGAAAAAUCUCUUUCAGCAAUACUUUCUGCGUCUGCAUAUACGUGAUGCCUUGAGGGCCCAGUUUGAGGCUCGCACUAAACGCUCCACACCUAUUUCGUCGCCUUUGCUGCAAAAGACCAAUGAGAAUUCAAUGCCUUUUAUACCCGAAGGCCUGUUGGCCGAUGACGAUGACGAUUUGGAUGAUGAUGAGGCUCGUUUAGAGGGUAGUUCUGCCUUGGACAAUGAAAUACCUCAGGAUCAUCCCUCCAUGAAGAAUAUGAAAAAUGCUGCCUCUAACAAAAGACCGGGUACGGCAACUUCACGUAUGCGUCCCACAACUGGGAGAGGGCGCAAAGGCACUGCUCUUAUGAAUGCUGCCGCUGCAGGAAGAAAUGAUAAUUCCGGCACCUCAGAACAGCAGGAUAUGGAAAAUGACAGCUCAUUUGGGAGCACAGACAGUGACUUCGAUAUGGCUGAACUGUUGGGCAUUAGCACCAAUGCUACAGGCGGUGCAGUUUUGGGAUCAAAUGGUCCCCCAAAUCUGGAUGAUGAUGAUUUCGAUUUGAAUUCAAUGGACAGCAUAAGCAUUUCAAAGAUUACCGGUGAAUUGCAAGUGCGUCCAAAGACUGCAAUUAAACCUGAACAUCACAGCGAUGAAGAUUUUUAAAUAGAAGUGACAUACAUACAAAUGACUUACAGCUACAUACUUACGAACAUAUAUUUUGAGAUUUAAACUUUUGAAUAAAUAUAAAGCUUUGGUUUUUUACCAAGCUUACAACACCAAAACUUA